Suillus clintonianus is the source of this 394-nucleotide messenger RNA. RefSeq lists its product as uncharacterized. The transcript is spliced from 3 exons. NCBI's taxonomy places the organism in Eukaryota, Fungi, Basidiomycota, Agaricomycetes, Boletales, Suillaceae. Gene Ontology annotation, biological process: seryl-tRNA aminoacylation. Gene Ontology annotation, cellular component: cytosol. Gene Ontology annotation, molecular function: tRNA binding; serine-tRNA ligase activity; ATP binding. Bases 1 to 315 code for a protein of 104 amino acids. The record is from RefSeq and is a predicted model, not a curated record.
AUGAAAGAAGUUGGAGAGCUAGAGAGGCAGCCAGAUGUACUUUGGGAGGUGUGGUUCCCAUUCCAAGGGGCAUACAAAGAGCUUGUUUCCUGCUCGAAUUGCACGGAUUAUCAGAGCAGGCGGCUAGAAAUCCGGUGUGGUCUCAAGGCGAAGGAUCAGCAACGGAAGGUCUACGUCCAUAUGCUCAACGAAACGAUGUGCGCUACGGAGCGCGCAUUAUGUUGUUUGGUCGAGAAUUAUCAGACGCCAGAUGGACGGGACUUCCUACCAUGGGUUAAGGAGCUACCGAAGAACUUGCAGAGAAAGCAAAUAUAGAUGUCUUGUAUAAUCCUUUUUGUAGAUAACGGCGUGUACAUUCUGUUUUGUGCCAAGAUAGACCUCAUUCAUACACCGA